CCACAAAGUGCCCGUGCGUGGCCGCGUAGCCGCCACGGAGAAAUUUCGUUUUGCAUGAUUGGUAUCUACGCGUAUACGUACUUAUUUGGUAUACAGUAUAAAAAUAGAAGUUGUGGUAGGUAGGGAUGCACCACAAACUUAUAAAACCCCACCCGUACAUCAGUCCAACCAAACCACCACCCCCGUGUCAAAUCAGAUCAUCGCACCCCCGGAGAAUCUGUCCCUCCCGAGAAAGAGACACGCAGCGCAGCGCAGGGGCGGGCGAAACAAUGGAGGCGAACGGCAUCAGCGGCGGCACCGCCGAGGCCGCGGCUCGCCGCCCUCCGCACGUCGCGAUGCUGGUGACGCCCGGGAUGGGCCACCUGAUCCCGCUCGCCGAGCUGGCCAAGCGCCUGGCCGCGCGGCACGGCGUCACGGCCACGCUCAUCACCUUCGCCUCCACGGCCUCCGCCACGCAGCGGGCCUUCCUCGCCUCCCUCCCGCCGGGCAUCUCCUCCCUCUCCCUCCCGCCCGUCGACCUCUCCGACCUGCCGCCCGACGCCUCCAUCGAGAUGCUCAUGUCCGAGGAGUGCGUGCGGCUGGUGCCGGCGCUCACGGAGGCUCUCUCGCGGCUCAUGGAGACCACGCGGCUGGUCGCCUACUUCGCCGACCUCUUCGGGGCCGACUCCUUCGACGCCGCCGUGGCCGCCGGCGUGCCCAGGAGGUACCUCUUCUUCCCGGGGAACCUCCAGGGGCUCACGCUCAUCCUCCACCUCCCGGAGCUCGACGUCUCCAUGCCCGGCGAGUUCCGGGACCUGGCCGAGCCCGUCAGGCUCCCCGGCUGCGUGCCCAUCCCGGGGGCGGACAUCCUCUCGCCGCUGCAGGACAAGUCCAGCCCGAGCUACCGGUGGAUGGUGCACCACGGCGCGCGCUACCGCGAGGCCGACGCCAUCCUGGUCAACUCCUUCGACGUCUUGGAGCCGGACGCCGCCAAGGUGCUCGGCCGCCCGGAGCCCGGCCGCCCGCCGGUGUACAGCAUCGGUCCGAUCAUACGGACCGACGCCGCGCCCGUCGCCACCGACGCGCCGCGCGCCGCGUGCCUGGACUGGCUCGACCGGCAGCCGCCGAAAUCAGUGAUCUUCGUCUCGUUCGGCUCCGGGGGAUCGCUGCCAACGGAGCAGAUGCACGAGCUGGCGCUGGGGCUGGAGCUCAGCGGGCAGCGGUUCCUGUGGGUGGUGCGGAGCCCGAGCGACGAGGGGGCCGUCAACGCCAACUACUACGACGCGGAGAGCAAGAAGGACCCCCUGGCCUACCUCCCGGCGGGGUUCGUGGAGAGGACCAAGGGCGUCGGCCUCCUCGUGCCGUCGUGGGCGCCGCAGACGGAGGUGCUGGCCCACGACGCCACGGGGUGCUUCCUGGUGCACUGCGGGUGGAACUCGGUCCUCGAGAGCCUGGUGCACGGCGUGCCCAUGGUCGCGUGGCCGCUCUUCGCCGAGCAGCGGCAGAACGCCGUGAUGCUCUCGCAGGGCGUCGGGGCCGCCGUGCGGGUGCCGGCGACCAAGAAAAAGGAGGAGAUCGCCGCGGCGGUGAGGGAGGUGAUGGCUGGCCCAGGCAAAGGCGCCGAGGUCAGAGCUAAGGUGGCGACGCUGCAGAAGGCUGCCAUUGAAGGCCUGCUCGAGGGAGGCGCCGCCAUGGCCGCGCUGGACGAGGUGGCGAGCAAGUGGACAGGUGCCGAGCAUGCAUGACUAGGCGUCGGCGGAUACUUUGCCACCUCCAAUUCUGUUGUAUGAUUUGUUAAGUAAAAUUCUCAUGCAUGCACUGGUUGUUUGUAAGUUGCGUUCGAAAUAUUUACGGCAGUCGAUUUUGUUCA
Molecule: messenger RNA, 1849 nt
Organism: Aegilops tauschii subsp. strangulata
Lineage: Eukaryota; Viridiplantae; Streptophyta; Magnoliopsida; Poales; Poaceae
Product: hydroquinone glucosyltransferase
Molecular function (GO): UDP-glycosyltransferase activity
Source: RefSeq, a predicted model, not a curated record